AUGUCCUCCUCGCACCAUUUAUUAUUAGAGCCAUUACCCAACGAUUCGUUAAAGCAGCUUUCUCAACUCUCGACCUACAUUGCAACGUCUGAAAAAGAAAUUGGAUACACCGUUGACUUCAGCAAACCAUACAUCGAAAUUCGUUCCAACUACCUACUCAAAUCCUUACACUCACUGUCGCAAUCGGUCCAAGUGUCUGAACGUCACCAGGGCAUUUCAUACGAAAAGGGUUCUGGGGAAUUUCUCAAAUACAUGGAAUGCUUUACAAAGGCUAUUCAGGCAGAGCAACAAUUUGCUGGCAAAAUUCUCAGCAACCGAUCUCAAAGAAGUACUGCUUUGAAAGGAAGCAUAGCACCUGCCCUGCAAGAGUUUAUCUCGGCCGGGCGACAUUUGAACGUGGUUGCUAAACGGUUAAACUAUUUUGACACCAUUUUCAUAUUCGAUAUUAUGGAAAAAUACGAACGCGACUGUGCUCCGAUUCUCAAGGAGUUAUCACAAGAAAUUGAUUUGAGCGAUUGCACUGAAAUGAUUUCGACGUUCAAGUUGACAGCGCUCAAGAGCUUCCAUGACUUUUCCGAGGACGUCAAGGGCAAGCGCGAAAAUAAUGCGUUCAUGAACAUGAGCAGUGAUGGUACCGUGCAUGAAAUGACCAGUAAUACCUUGAACUACUUGAAACGCCUGUACCUGUGGCGCGAAAUUGUGGAACCCCUAUUGUUGCUGCUCGGUGACGGUGGCUGGAACCACCCUGGACCUAUCACUGCAAUUCCAGAAAAGUCAUUUGCGUAUGGUGAAACGCCCAAAGGAACAGCAUUAUUGCAAAGCUUCUUUGAUGAUGCUUUGGAUCAGUUGACAGUAUCCCUACAAAGGAUAUCGCGUGGAUACAAGAAACCUGCUUUGGCUACCGUCUUUUUACUCAACAACUACAACCAUAUCUUACGACAAAUCCGAUCACCGCCACUUAAUGCCAUCUUUGACGAAGUAUCCGAACUCAAAUUCAGCAAAUUGGUCAAGAAGCAGCUGGAUACCUACCAAGAAUCAUGGAAGCCAUGUGUAGAGAAUUUGAUGGAUGUCACUUAUGUUCGAGGAGGCGCAAUCAAGAAUUCCAUGGGAAGUGGCGAGCGUCAGCUUGUCAAGGAACGAUUCAAGGUAAGAUUGAGUCCUUUUUCCUUCUCUAAUAAUCAAUUUCUCGAGUGA
Messenger RNA from Zychaea mexicana, 1194 nucleotides. Its product is annotated as Cullin repeat-like-containing domain protein. The coding region runs from base 1 to 1194 and encodes 397 amino acids. NCBI's taxonomy places the organism in Eukaryota, Fungi, Mucoromycota, Mucoromycetes, Mucorales, Lichtheimiaceae. The transcript is spliced from 4 exons. The record is from RefSeq and is a predicted model, not a curated record. Gene Ontology annotation, cellular component: exocyst. Gene Ontology annotation, biological process: exocytosis. Gene Ontology annotation, molecular function: phosphatidylinositol-4,5-bisphosphate binding.